This is a messenger RNA of Raphanus sativus (radish), 1367 nucleotides long. RefSeq names its product putative F-box protein At3g17500. Gene Ontology annotation, molecular function: protein binding. The coding region runs from base 76 to 1254 and encodes 392 amino acids. The transcript has a single exon. Lineage: Eukaryota; Viridiplantae; Streptophyta; Magnoliopsida; Brassicales; Brassicaceae. The record is from RefSeq and is a predicted model, not a curated record.
ACUGGGAAGGACAAACGUGAGAGUCAAAAACCCUAAUAAACAAGCCACCUCUUGCUUUCUUAAAACACCUUGGAGAUGACAAGAGAAACAUCAAGAUUACUUCCUCUACCCUGGGAUCUGGAAGAUGAAAUACUUUCUAGAGUUCCGGCGCCAUCUUUGAGACGAUUACGGUUUAGUUGCAAGCGAUGGAACGCUUUAUUCAAAGAUCAGGAGUUCAUCAAGAAGCACUCUGAUAAAGCAGCAAAGCAGCAUCUGGUUCUCAUGUUGAAUAAUUUAAAGGUUUAUUCAAUGAAUGUAAAUCUCCAUGAAAUUCACACCAACGUUGUUGAUCCACACAAGUUGAUGAGCCUUAUAGUUUUCAAUAAUCCAGAAAAAUUCAAGGUAUGUAAAAUAUUUCACUGUGACGGGUUAUUGUUAUGCACCACCUUGGACUUUAAACUCGUGAUCUGGAACCCUUGUACUGGCCAAAUAAGGUGGAUCCCAUUCAGUGAUCGUUACAAUACUAACUCCAACUUUGUUCUUGGAUACGAUAAUAACAAAACCUAUAAAAUCUUGAGGUGCAGCAGGGGUAGCCCUGCCAGAAACGUUGGAGUUGUUGAGUAUGGAAUCUAUGAUUUUGGGUCUCAUUCGUGGAAGAAUCUUAAUAACGUUACUCCCAAAUACAGCUACAUAGUUUCAGAGGGCGUAUCAUUAAAGGGGAAUAUUUAUUGGAUUGUCCUCGAUAAAGAGAAACAAUAUGUCUUACGUAGUUUUCAUUUUUCAACAAAGAGAUUUGGAGAGAUUAGUAUUCCUUUUUCGAACAUCGGUGUUGAUUCUUGUCCUACAGCUCUCUCAGUUGUUAGAGAAGAAAGACUGGCAGUAUUGUAUAGCAGUAUUUCUCAUCCAACACAGAUUGCGAUAUUGAUGACGACAGAUGAUAAGAUUGAUCAGACCAAACUUGUGCCGGGGACCAAGUUUUUAUCAGUGGAUCUAUAUAAGAUCAGUAUUCCUCGUGAGCUUAUUUCAAGUGAGACAAGUUUCUUCAUCGACGAGGAGAAGAAAGCGGCCGUGUUAUGCGAUCCUGAAUAUACAUCUAAUACGGGGAUGGUAUUCCUUGUUGGAGAGGACAAUCGAUUCUUGAAAAUCCCCAUAAGGGAACAUAGAGACCAGGUAUGGACGCCACAUAUUUACAAUUACGUUCCAAGCUUGGUUCAAAUCCAACAGGGUACCGUAGAGUUUUUGACAGAAGGACGCAAAAGAAGAAAACGGCAUUAGUCUUUAAAUAUUUUUAUAUUUCUCUUAAUUUUAUCGUUCUUUUUGAAGGUGAAUGUCGCUUGAUUAAUUAACGAACUGGACUUAUAUUUUAUUUUAUGAACAUAUCACCUGUU